AAGAAACUAGACUCUCCAGGAUAGUUAGAGAGUACUACAUGCGUGGACUUACUGCACUUUUGGUACCUUCAAAAUACAGAUUCAACCAAAUGUACCCGCUGUUGAAGAACGCAUCACAGGCAGGUACAUUUGGGAGUUCAACACCUAAGAAACAAGAAAAGAAUGAAUCUUGUGGAGAAAUGGGGAUUGCUGCUAACAAGGACAUGGUUGAUCCAAUUGCCACCUUUAGCAGGCCUCCUCCACUCCCUCCUGUUAUAGGACCAUUGGUUCUUCUCACUCUGCUAGAUUCAUGGUGGAACCAUGAUGAUUCCAAUUGAUGGAUGAUAGGUAAUUAGGUACCCUCUACUAGUUCUUAAAUAGAUUAGACAGACAUGUUAUGGUCUCUACUUGAUGAAAUACUUGGAAAUGAAAAUAAGUAUGUUGAAUGCAUAGCUAAACAAUCGAACCGUGAUGCUCCAAAGCCUUAUGUAACCGUCAAGUAGUGGAGUCACUAAAGGUGCUACAAAUAUAUUGUAUAUUUUCAUUAUCCAUCUAAGUAUUGCAUGAGGACUCCUUAAGAACCCUGCAUCCACACCCAUAUAUGUAUAUUUUUCAAUGAAUAUGAAUAUUUUGUUUUGGGUGACUGAAAGGAGAUGUGAGAAAUCUAUUGAAUGAGGAUUCACUCACAUUCAGCUAACUGUGGGAAGUCAUCAAAUAA
Messenger RNA from Arachis ipaensis, 697 nucleotides. The record is from RefSeq and is a predicted model, not a curated record. Lineage: Eukaryota; Viridiplantae; Streptophyta; Magnoliopsida; Fabales; Fabaceae.